AUUUAUUUGACAUUAGUUGUUAGUUGAUGAACGAAAAUACAACGCGCGCCCGGAAAUCUGCACUUACCAGUUGUUUUACUUAGCAUUCGUUGAACUGAGCGAUCUUUAGAAAAUUGACAUAGCUAAGAAUUCUGAAAGUAACUUCAGUUUGUAAAUUAGAUUGCCAUGGCAGGAAGAGGUAGAGGACGUGGGGGAAGCAACCUAUCUUUAACACAUGAUCAACUGCAAGCACUCGGCAUAGCAAGAGGCGAGAACACUCCACAAACUGUAGUACCUCCUCCACUAUUUCCAAAACUUGAAGCAAAACCACUUCCAUUAACUUACGACGCCGCUACUGACUACAUGUUAAUUGUGAAAGAUCAGUUUAUUGAAUACUUACACGAGUCCCCGGCCUACGUUAAAAAACCAGCCCAGACGGAUGGCGUUGAGCGAUAUUCAGAUAAAUACAAAAUGCUUGCUCUUAAUGCCAAGAAAGACAAAGUAUUAGAUUGUGUUUGGGCUAACAUGCCAACAGAACUGAGGCCACAGGCGAAAAAAUUGCGUGCAUCGGCCGCGGCGGGACCUAAACGAAAAUUAGACGAUGCCGCAGCUAUAGCGAAAAGAUUACAAACAUUAGAAAAGAAAGAAAUUCAAGAAGGCGAUGAAGCUAUGGAUGCUACUGAAAAUGAAGAGGCUGUUAAUAACAAAGAAGUAAAUGAUGACGAGGAGGUUGAAGAUGAACAUGAAGAAGAAUUUGAAAUUGAUGAUGGAACAGACUAUGCUAAUAACUACUUUGACAAUGGUGAGGACUAUGAUGAGGAAGAUGAUAAUCUUGAUGAUGGGCCUGUGUACUGAGCAGGUAGGUGGCUUUGACGUAAACCUACUUCAAAGCCUUUUCUUAUUCAGGACAGCU
Molecule: messenger RNA, 892 nt
Organism: Spodoptera exigua (beet armyworm)
Lineage: Eukaryota; Metazoa; Arthropoda; Insecta; Lepidoptera; Noctuidae
Source: the annotation of a GenBank genome assembly